GCAGCUAAUUUGCCUGCAUCGUGAGAGAACACGGAGCCUUUUCGUGUUGUAUAAAUCUUUGUCAAGAUUCAAAUAAGGCUGCCCUAAAAAAAAGAUUCAAAUUAGGCCAUAGCUGGUAGCUACUUCUCCUCUGCCCGUGCGCCCUCCCCCCUCGUCACGCCGCCGCAUCGCCUGGCCGCCUGACUCCCGUCCGGCCGCCGUCCCGUAGCAGCGUCGCCCUUCCCGGCCGCCUGCUACGUCCGCGCCGCGCCCUACCGCACUGCCGCGCGCCUUGCUCGCGCCGCCGCCCGGUACUCGCGCCGCUUCAGGUCGCGCGCCGCCGCUGCCAGGGAGCCACGCCGCCUCUCCACCAGGAAGCCGCGCCGCCCCCGCGAGGAAGCCGCCUCCCCCCGUCCGAUUGACUGCGCCAUGACGUCCUCCACGACUUCCUCGGCCAUGUAUUAGUUCUCUAAAGGACAUCAGUUUCACACCUCCUGAAAGCUACAGUAGGAAUAGCAAAUUUGGAACGACUAACCUAGCUCUAGUCGAAUUCCACUCUAUUUAUAUCACCUUAAGUCCUUAAUUGUCACACAAAAGCCUCAAACACAAAGUUGAAUAGCAAGCAACCAUGGGCGGCAGUAGCAAGAGGCAUGGCCUCUUUGGAAUUGUGAGUUCCAGAUACAUGCUCAUCACCAGUUGUCUCAUUUAUGCUGUUCAUGUCCUUCCUAUGUGCAUAGCUCAUCCUUCUGAUGAGCAAGCACUGCUUGCAUUCAAGGCCGGAAUCUCUGGUGAUCCGAAUGGAGUGCUUGCCGCAUGGACACCCUCCAAUGGCAGGUUGAAUGCCACGGAUAGUAUGUGCCGGUGGAGCGGUGUGUCAUGCCGCUCCCAACGGCACCCUGGCCGUGUCACAGCACUGGAGCUCAUGUCAUCUAACCUGACGGGUGUAAUCAGCCCAAGCCUGUCCAACCUCCCCUUCCUCCACACACUCAACCUCUCUAGCAACCGCCUCUCUGGCAGCAUCCCCUCGGAGCUUGGCCUUCUGCGGCGCCUCCAAGUCAUCAGCCUCGGAGGGAAUUUCCUCACUGGUGAGAUACCAACAUCUCUCACCAAUUGUGCCCGUCUCACCCAUUUGGAGUUGCAACGGAAUGGGUUGCAUGGUGAGAUCCCAGUGAACUUGAGCUACUGCAGGGAGCUCCGGGUUUUCAAUGUCAGUGUGAACACCUUGUCGGGUGGUAUUCCUCCAUCCUUUGGGUCACUGUCGAAGCUUGAGUUCUUUGGGCUUCAUCGUAGCAACCUCACCGGCGGCAUUCCCCCGUCGUUGUGUAACCUCUCAUCACUCCUGGUAUUUGACGCCAGUGAGAAUUUUAAUUUGGGUGGUAGCAUACCAGACAUGCUAGUGAGACUAACCAAACUGAACUUUCUGAGGCUAGCUUCUGCUGGCCUUGGAGGCAAAAUCCCAACCUCGCUGUUUAACAUAUCAUCCCUUAGGGUACUUGACUUGGGAAACAAUGAUCUAUCUGGUGUGCUGCCUGAUGACAUUGGUUCCACUCUACGACGAAUUGAAUUCCUUUCUUUGUACAACUGCGGGCUCAAAGGGCGCAUCCCGCCGUCAAUAGGCAACAUGACAGGACUGUAUCUGAUCCAGCUUCACAUUAACAGACUGCAGGGUAGUGUGCCACCUGACAUUGGCAGGCUGAAGGAUCUUAAGGUGCUGAACCUGGAGUCUAACCAGCUUGAGGACAAAUGGGACAGGGACUGGCCUCUGAUACAAGCACUAGGGAAUUGCAGUAGGCUGUUUGGGCUGAGCCUUUCUAGUAACAGGUUUCAAGGUGUGCUUCCCCCUUCUCUUCUCAACCUCACCAUUGGCAUACAACAAAUCUUAAUGAAUGGAAACAGGAUAAGUGGUUCGAUGCCCCAAGAGAUUGGCAGAUUCAGUAAACUCCGUGUUCUUGCGCUCGCUGACAAUGCCUUGACUGGUACCAUUCCAGACACCAUUGGUGGUCUUUGCAACAUGACUGGGCUAGAUGUCUCUGGCAACAACUUAUCUGGAGAGAUCCCACCUAUGCUUGUUGCAAACCUUACUCAACUUUAUUUCCUGGAUCUGUCACAGAACAAAUUGCAUGGAAGCAUACCCGAGAGCCUUGGAACUAUGAGAAAUAUUGCAAUCCUAGACUUGUCGUACAAUCAGUUUAGUGGCAUGAUACCAAAACAGGUUCUCAGUCUCUCCUCUCUAACCCUGUUCCUUAACCUGUCUCGCAACAUCUUCUCAGGUCCAAUACCUUCAGAAGUAGGUAGAUUGACCAGCCUUGGGAUUUUGGACUUGUCAAACAAUAGGCUCUCAGGAGAGAUACCACAGGCGCUCUCGCAAUGCCAAGCGAUGGAGCACUUAUUUCUGCAGGGAAAUCAGCUUGUUGGUAGGAUUCCCCAAUCACUCAGCUCCCUGAAAGGGCUUGAAUACUUGGACAUGUCACAGAAUAACUUGUCCGGUUCAGUCCCUGAUUUCUUAUCGACAUUGCAGUACUUGCGUUACCUAAACCUGUCCUACAACCAGUUUGAUGGACCAGUGCCGACAAAAGGAGUAUUCAAUGAUUCAAGAAACUUCUUUGCUGCUGGGAACAGAGUUUGUGGUGGUGUUUCAGAGUUGCAGCUGCCGAAAUGUUCUGGUACUGAUAACUCUGGUAAGAGGUUAUACAAAUCAAGAACUGUACUGAUCCUGAUUAUUACCAUAGGAUCUUUCUUGGCCCUAAUCCUCAUCACAUGCACGUUUGUGAUGUAUGCAAAGCGACUGAAUCAGCAGCUUGUGCAGAGUAACGAGACAUCUCAUGUGCCAAAGUUGAUAGAGCAGCACUGGAAAUUGUCCUAUGCUGAACUGCACAGGUCUACCGAUGGGUUUUCUGUAGCUAAUCUCAUUGGUGUUGGAAGCUUUGGCUCAGUGUACAGAGGAACACUAGGUAAUGAAGGGCAGGAAGUCGCAAUAAAAGUACUGAACCUCCUACAGCAUGGCGCUGAGCGGAGUUUCCUAGCUGAAUGUGAGGCGCUGAGAAGUAUCCGACACCGCAAUCUAGUAAAGGUCAUCACAGCCUGUUCAACCAUGGAUCACAGUGGGAAUGAUUUUAAAGCUUUGGUGUAUGAGUUCAUGCCUAACAGAGACCUGGACAAAUGGCUUCGUCCAUUCAUUGGGGAUAGUGAGAGUUCCUCUCGGACACUAACCAUGGGUGAAAGAGUGAGCAUUGCCCUCGACGUUGCUGAGGCUCUUGACUAUCUCCACCACCAUGGCCAUGUACCAAUUGUCCACUGUGAUCUGAAACCGAGCAAUGUCCUUCUCGACAACGACAUGGUUGCCCAUGUAGGAGACUUUGGUCUGUCACGUUUUGUUCAGGGAGCAAACAGCAACUCAUUCCAAAACACUAGUAGUACAGCUGGAAUCAAGGGUACCAUUGGAUACAUUCCUCCAGAGUAUGGAAUGGGUGGUGAAAUUUCGGUGGAAGGCGAUGUCUACAGCUACGGGAUUCUCCUUCUCGAGAUGUUCACUGCGAAGCGGCCAACCGACCCUUUGUUUCAGGGAGGCCAAAGCAUCCGCAGCUAUGUUGCAGCAGCUUACCCUGGGAGAGUCAUGGAAGCUGCUGAUCCAACGCUUGUUCAUCACAAUGAGAAUAACAUGGAUGAUGGAAGUUUAGAGGAGUGCAUGCUGUCAGUGUUCCGAGUCGCAUUGCGAUGCACGGAGCAAUCACCGAGAGCAAGGCUGAUCACUAGAGAUGCCAUCAGAGAGCUAAUUGCUGUGAGGGAUGAGAUUAGAGAAGGUAGCUACUAGCUAGCUGCAUGUAUACCUGCUCAAAUUGUUGUACAACACAUUUACAUUGUCUUGGGUGCUAUGCUUUAGUAGGCAUGUCUGUGGAAUGAUGAAAGCAUAGCCUGAGCAAAAGAGAGCAUAUGCACCAGAAAUAAUUAAUCAGAAUUUCUUGAUCUGCACAAAUAUAGUGUGAACAUUAUGCUGUUCAGUUU
Panicum hallii is the source of this 3981-nucleotide messenger RNA. Its product is annotated as probable LRR receptor-like serine/threonine-protein kinase At3g47570. Gene Ontology annotation, biological process: protein phosphorylation; hormone-mediated signaling pathway. The transcript is spliced from 2 exons. NCBI's taxonomy places the organism in Eukaryota, Viridiplantae, Streptophyta, Magnoliopsida, Poales, Poaceae. Gene Ontology annotation, molecular function: ATP binding; protein kinase activity; protein binding. Bases 608 to 3790 code for a protein of 1060 amino acids. Gene Ontology annotation, cellular component: plasma membrane. The record is from RefSeq and is a predicted model, not a curated record.